Messenger RNA from Helobdella robusta, 1874 nucleotides. RefSeq lists its product as hypothetical. The record is from RefSeq and is a predicted model, not a curated record. The transcript is spliced from 14 exons. Gene Ontology annotation, molecular function: malonate-semialdehyde dehydrogenase (acetylating, [NAD(P)+]) activity; methylmalonate-semialdehyde dehydrogenase (acylating, NAD+) activity. Gene Ontology annotation, biological process: L-valine catabolic process; thymine catabolic process. NCBI's taxonomy places the organism in Eukaryota, Metazoa, Annelida, Clitellata, Rhynchobdellida, Glossiphoniidae. Gene Ontology annotation, cellular component: mitochondrion. The coding region runs from base 40 to 1644 and encodes 534 amino acids.
UGAAUAUAUCAUUGCUAUACAGUACUUGCACACGCAAAUAUGCCUGGAGUUCAUUUAAUUCGACGUGUUUUCGGUUCAAAUUCGCUAAAAUUGAGUCACAGCAUACACCUACAACAGAAAUUCUAUGCAUCAUCAUGUUCCAUUCCCAAUGUCAAACUAUUCCUCAAUGGGAGUUUCAAAGAGUCACAGUCCAAAAAAUGGAUUGAUUUGCAUAAUCCAGCAACGAACGAAGUUAUAUGCAGAGUGCCAGAAUCAACGAAUGACGAAAUGCUGGAUGCAGUGAAGUCAUGUAAAGAGGCCUUUAAAACCUGGUCCAAGACGACCGUCAUGAAAAGGCAAGAGUGCAUGUUCAACCUGCAGCAUCUUGUCAAGGCUAACAUGGACAAACUUGCAGCCAACAUUACACUGGAGCAAGGAAAAACGUUGGAUGAUGCCAGGGGAGAUGUUAUGAGAGGACUGCAGGUGGUCGAACACUGCUGUAGCAUCACAUCCCUGAUCUUGGGGGACUCCCUAAUGAACAUAUCGUCUGCCAUGGAUACGAUUAGUUACCGGGUACCGCUUGGUGUUACGGCCGGUAUUACUCCGUUUAAUUUUCCCGCCAUGAUACCUAUGUGGAUGUUUCCAAUGUCUAUAGUCUGCGGGAACACGAUGGUUAUAAAGCCUUCAGAGCGAGAUCCCGGUGCUACGAUGUUGCUUAUGGAACUAUGCAACCAAGCGGGAAUUCCACCAGGAGUUGUUAACGUCAUACACGGAGCUAAAGAUGCUGUAAACUUCCUGUGUGACAAUCCCGACAUUAAAUCUAUCUCGUUCGUUGGAUCUGAUCAAGCCGGUAAAUACAUAUACGGGAGAGGGUCAGCCAAUGGGAAGAAGGUGCAGUCGAACAUGGGCGCUAAAAAUCACGGUGUGGUUCUACCGGACGCCAAUAAGGAGGCCACACUGGCGGCGCUGACCGGGGCAGCUUUCGGGGCGGCGGGGCAGCGUUGCAUGGCCCUCUCUACCGUCGUUUGGGUCGGUGAGUCGAAGAAUUGGAUUUCGGAGCUUAUUGAGCGUGCCAAGAAGCUGAAAGUAAAUGCUGGUCACGAAAAGGGGGCAGACUUGGGUCCUAUGAUCAGCCCCAAGGCUAAAUCACGUGCCAUCGACCUUAUAAGUAGUGGCAUCAAGGAGGGGGCCGAAGUUCUGUUGGACGGUAGGGACAUCGUGGUGCCUGGGUACGAAAAGGGUAACUUUUUAGGACCAACUGUUUUGCAUGGUGUUAAGCCCACAUUUGAAUGUUACAAAGAGGAAAUAUUCGGACCGGUGUUGUGCAGCCUAGAGGCGGAUACAUUGGACGAGGCAAUCAGCAUCGUCAACUCCAAUCCCUACGGAAAUGGGACUGCCAUCUUCACUACAAACGGAGCCGCCGCCAGAAGGUUUUCUGAGAAUAUUGAUGUCGGCCAAGUCGGAAUCAACGUCCCAAUCCCAGUUCCGCUUCCGAUGUUUUCGUUCACCGGAUCAAGAGGAUCGUUCUGGGGGGACUCAAAUUUCUACGGCAAACAAGGCAUAAACUUUUACACUCAAAUCAAGACCGUCAUUCAACAUUGGCGUUCGGAAGAUGCAGUGGCCAGCCAGCAAACCUCACCCACCGUUAUGCCUGUACAACGCUAAUCAACCAAUUCAAUCAUAUCAGUUAAUUGUGUCAAUCAAUCAAUCAACCAAUCAAUCAACCAAUCAAUCAAUCAAUUAAUCAAUCAAUCAAUCAAAUGUACGCAUAAUAUUAAUUCGAAUGGACGAUCUUUCUUUAUUUUCUCUACAGUAGCAUAAUUCUGAAAUCAGAUAGGGCUUUUUUGAUUGAUUUGUUGGGAAGGAAAAUAUUAAUAAAAUAUCAUAAUUUAAUU